AUGAAGCGCUUCAAGUGGCUUCGUCUGAAGAAGAAAAUCAGAGCAACGGAAGAGCCCUUCCCUAGGGUAGAGGUAGACACAGCUGAGGAGAUCACUGAGCAAAGUGCAUCCACAGCUGGGUCGCCGCCGCCGUGCCCGAGCCGCAGGCUCUCCGCGGGCCUAGGCGCGGCGGCCCGAGAGAGGGUCCCCUCCGCCGCCGCCCGGGGGAGGAGAGAGGGGGAGCGAGCCAACCGUGCGCUCCGCCCCCUCCCCCUGGGACUGUCGCUGUCGCCGCCGCCGCCUCCGUCGGGCGGGGAGGAGGAGGAGGACCGGACCGUCCGCCGGGCCCCAGCGCCCGUCGUCAACAAGAGGAAGGAAAAGAGGGGUGUGAAAACAUUUACCCAUAGUUCUUCCCACAGCCAGGAGAUGCUUGGAAAGCUCAAUAUGCUUCGAAGUGAUGGCCAUUUUUGUGAUACCGCUAUUCGUGUCCAGGACGAAAUCUUUCGGGCACACAAGGUGGUGCGGGCAGCGUGCAGUGAUUUCUUUGGCACCAAACUUGUUGGCCAAGCCGAGGAUGACAGCAGGAAUGUAUUGGAUUUGCAUCAUGUGAGAGGCACUGGAUUUACAUCCCUUUUGGAGUAUGCUUGUACAGCAGCUCUAUCUAUUAACACAGAAAAUAUCAUUGAUGUCCUGGCUGCAGCCAGCUACAUGCAAAUGUUUAGUGUUGCCAGCACCUGCUCAGAGUUCAUGAAAUCAAGCAUUUUAUGGAAUACAUCCAACAACCAACAAGGAAAGGGACUAGAUGCUGGUCAAGAAAACUGUCCUAACUGCAAUUUUACCUCUCGAGCCGGUAGUCUUUGUCCAGUGUCUUCAGAAUGCAGUGUGGUAGAAAGGGCCAUUCCUGUCUGCCGAGAGUCCCGGAGAAAGCGUAAAAGCUACAUGGUUAUGUCUCCUGAAAGUCCGCUUAAGUGUAGCACACAGACAAGUUCUCCCCGAGUGCUAAAUUCUUCAGCUUCCUAUUCAGAGCCUAGAAACCGACCAGUUGACUCUUCCUUAGCUUUUCCCUGGACUUUUCCGUUUGGAAUUGAUCGGAGGCUUCAGUCAGAGAAGGUUAAGCAGGUAGAAAAUUCCAGGACUUUAAAACUAUGGGGCCCAUCUGAGGCAGCUAGAGGAAUGACUGAUUAUGUGACAUGUAAGAGUACAAAGGCUAAUUUGCCUCUGGUUACUGAAGAGGAUGUAUGGGUCAAAGUGGAAAGGUUAAGUGAUGAGGAAGUUCAUGAGGAAGUGUCCCAGACUGUCAGUGCUUCUCAGAGUUCCCUGAGUGAUCAGCAGACAGUGCCAGGAACUGAGCAAGUUCAGGAGGAUCUUCUAAUUAGUCCUCAGUCUUCUUCUAUAGGCUCAGUAGAUGAAGGAGUCACUGAAGGACUACCUACACUUCAGAGCACCUCGGGCACUAAUACUCGUGUAGAUGAUGAAGAUUGAUUGGAAAAUGUUCAGUAUCCCUACCAACUCUACGUUGCUCCUUCUACCAGCAGCACAGAACGACCAAGUCCAAAUGGCCCACAUAGGCCUUUUCAGUGUCCAACUUGUGGGGUCCGAUUCACCCACAUUCAGAACCUUAAGCAGCACAUGCUCAUCCAUUCAGGCAUUAAACCAUUUCAGUGUGACCGCUGUGGGAAAAAGUUCACCUGGGCUUACUUGCUAAAGGUGCGUCCCCUAAAGCAUGAAGUGAUUUCCUAG
This is a messenger RNA of Trichosurus vulpecula (common brushtail), 1719 nucleotides long. RefSeq names its product zinc finger and BTB domain-containing protein 44-like. NCBI's taxonomy places the organism in Eukaryota, Metazoa, Chordata, Mammalia, Diprotodontia, Phalangeridae. The record is from RefSeq and is a predicted model, not a curated record. Gene Ontology annotation, molecular function: protein binding.